Molecule: messenger RNA, 2919 nt
Organism: Cynocephalus volans (Philippine flying lemur)
Lineage: Eukaryota; Metazoa; Chordata; Mammalia; Dermoptera; Cynocephalidae
Gene: CNNM1
Product: cyclin and CBS domain divalent metal cation transport mediator 1
Exons: 12
Coding region: 1-2919 (972 amino acids)
Biological process (GO): intracellular manganese ion homeostasis; magnesium ion homeostasis; transport
Cellular component (GO): cytoplasm; plasma membrane
Molecular function (GO): transmembrane transporter activity
Source: RefSeq, a predicted model, not a curated record
AUGGCGGCGGCGGCGGUUGCGGCGGCGGCGGGUGUCAGGCUCCGAGACUGCUGCAGCCACGGCGCUGUGCUCCUACUCUUCUUUUCCUUGUCUCCUCGGCCCCCGGCCGCCGCCGCCUGGUUGCUGGGCCUGCGGCCGGAGGACACCGCUGGAGGCCGCGUGUCCCUUGAGGGGGGCACCCUGCGCGCGGCCGAAGGCACCAGCUUCCUCCUGCGCGUCUAUUUCCAGCCGGGGCCAGCGGCGCCCGCCACGCCGGUGCCAGCUCCCACCCUCUCCCCAGGAGAGAACGGCACCGGCGACUGGGCUCCGCGGCUAGUGUUUAUCGAGGAGCCCCCAGGCGGGAGCGGUGUGGCGCCCAGCGCUGUCCCCACGCGCCCCCCGGGACCGCAGCGCUGCCGCGAGCAGAGCGACUGGGCGUCGGACGUGGAGGUCCUGGGGCCUCUGCGCCCCGGGGGUGUGGCUGGCUCGGCCCUGGUCCAGGUGCGGGUGCGGGAGCUGCGCAAGGGCGAGGCGGAGCGCGGGGGCGCGGACGGUGGCGGGAAGCUCUUCUCGCUGUGCGCCUGGGACGGGCGCGCGUGGCACCACCACGGUGCCGCCGGUGGCUUCCUGCUGCGCGUCCGCCCGCGGCUGUACGGCCCGGGAGGGGACGUGCUGCCGCCCGCGUGGCUGCGAGCGCUCGGGGCGCUCCUGCUGCUCGCCCUGUCUGCCCUGUUCAGCGGCCUGCGCCUGAGCCUGCUGUCGCUGGACCCUGUGGAAUUACGGGUGCUGCGGAACAGCGGCUCGGCCGCCGAGCAGGAGCAGGCACGCCGCGUGCAGGCCGUGCGCGGCAGGGGGACCCAUCUGCUCUGCACUCUGCUCCUGGGCCAAGCCGGAGCCAACGCGGCCCUGGCCGGCUGGCUGUACGCCUCGCUGCUGCCUGGCGUCGGGGGCACCGGGGAAGACUACGGUGAGGCGGGGAUUCACUUCCCGUGGCUGCCAGCGCUCGUGUGCACCGGCGCCGUGUUCCUGGGGGCCGAGAUCUGCCCCUACUCGGUGUGUUCGCGGCACGGACUGGCCAUCGCCUCACACAGCGUGUGCCUGACCCGGCUCCUGAUGGCGGCCGCCUUUCCCGUGUGCUACCCGCUGGGCCGCCUGCUGGACUGGGCGCUGCGCCAGGAGAUCAGCACCUUCUAUACUCGGGAGAAGCUUCUGGAGACGCUGCGGGCUGCAGACCCCUACAACGACCUGGUGAAAGAGGAGCUCAACAUUAUACAGGGUGCCCUGGAGCUGCGCACCAAGGUGGUGGAGGAGGUGCUGACCCCCCUCGGAGACUGCUUCAUGCUGCGUUCGGACGCGGUGCUCGACUUCGCCACUGUCUCCGAGAUCCUGCGCAGCGGCUACACUCGCAUCCCGGUGUACGAGGGCGACCAGCGGCACAACAUUGUGGACAUUCUAUUUGUCAAAGACUUGGCCUUCGUGGACCCCGACGACUGCACCCCGCUCCUCACCGUCACCCGCUUCUACAACCGGCCCCUGCACUGCGUCUUCAAUGAUACCCGGCUGGACACCGUGCUGGAGGAGUUUAAGAAGGGAAAAUCUCACCUGGCCAUCGUCCAGCGGGUGAAUAAUGAGGGAGAAGGGGACCCCUUCUAUGAGGUGAUGGGCAUUGUCACGCUGGAAGACAUCAUAGAGGAGAUCAUCAAAUCGGAGAUCCUGGAUGAAACUGACCUCUACACCGACAAUCGGAAAAAGCAGAGAGUCCCGCACCGGGAGAGGAAGCGGCAUGACUUCUCCUUGUUCAAGCUUUCCGACUCGGAGAUGAGGGUGAAGGUCUCGCCACAGCUUCUGCUGGCCACACAUCGCUUCAUGGCCACAGAAGUGGAACCCUUUAAGUCUCUAUACCUUUCGGAGAAGAUCCUGCUCCGGCUCCUGAAACAUCCCAACGUGAUCCAGGAGCUGAAGUUCGAUGAGAAGGACAAGAAGGCCCCAGAACACUACCUCUAUCAGCGCAACCGCCCUGUGGACUACUUUGUGCUGCUUCUACAGGGUCAAGUGGAGGUGGAGGUUGGUAAGGAAGGUCUUCGCUUUGAGAAUGGAGCUUUCACCUACUAUGGUGUCCCAGCCAUCAUGACCACUGCUUGCUCAGAUAAUGACGUGCGGAAGGUUGGAAGUCUGGCUGGAUCCUCCGUCUUUCUGCCUGUCUCUGUGUCUCGUAACUUCGCCUUCAGCAGAGGGGACUCUCUGGCAGGCUCCCCAGUAAACCGGUCCCCUUCUCGCUGCAGCGGGUUGAAUCGCUCAGAGUCUCCGAACCGUGAGCGCAGCGACUUUGGGGGGAGCAACACGCAGCUGUGCAGCAGCAGCAACAACCUCUACACGCCUGACUACUCGGUCCACAUCCUCAGUGACGUGCAGUUCGUGAAGAUCACACGGCAGCAGUACCAGAAUGCACUCACUGCCUGCCACAUGGACAGCUCGCCCCAGUCCCCUGACAUGGAGACCUUCACUGACGGAGACUCCACCAAGGCCCCAACAACUCGGGGCACACCCCAGACACCCAAGGAUGACCCUGCCAUCACACUCCUGAAUAACAGAAACAGCCUGCCGUGCAGCCGCUCAGAUGGGCUGAGAAGCCCGGGUGAGAUAGUAUACCUGAGGAUGGAGGAGGAGAUAGCCUUCACCCAGGGAGAAAUGACCGACCUUGAGGAGCCCAGUACACAGCAGCUCUCACUGUCUCCUGCAGCUGUUCCCACAAGAGCAGCAUCAGAUAGUGAAUGUUGUAACAUCAACCUGGAUAUGGAAACCAGCCCUUGCAGUAGCGACUUUGAGGAAACCAUGGGAAAGAAGCUGCUGAGGACCUUGAGUGGUCGAAAAAGGAAGCGGUCGACAGAUGGAGAGAGAACCUCUGAGGAAAACUCCAACUUAACGCCUCUGAUCACAUGA